Budorcas taxicolor (takin) is the source of this 1350-nucleotide messenger RNA. RefSeq names its product putative killer cell immunoglobulin-like receptor-like protein KIR3DX1. The coding region runs from base 1 to 1350 and encodes 449 amino acids. Lineage: Eukaryota; Metazoa; Chordata; Mammalia; Artiodactyla; Bovidae. The record is from RefSeq and is a predicted model, not a curated record. The transcript has 9 exons.
AUGUGCCCCACACUCCUCAGCCUCCUGAGUCUCGGAUUCUGUGUGAGUCUGAGGAUCUGGGCAGCAGUGGGUGAACAUGACAAGCCCUCUUUGUCAGCCUGGCCAAGCCCCAUGGUUCCCUUAGGACAGACUGUGACUCUUCAGUGUCACUUCGAUUCUCCACUUAAGAUAUUCAGAUUGUUCAAAACAGAUGGGGCCAGUUUGCCCGAGCUCCAUGGAAAUCAUUUCAACAACUUCACCCUUGGCCCGGUAACCAGAGAACAUGCCGGGUCCUACACAUGUUCCGGAUUCUCCAGGUCUCUCUUUGAGUUUUCCAGACACAGUGAUCCCCUGCAGAUUGUGGUCACAGGUGUGUUCACAAAACCCUCCAUCUCAGCCCACCCCAGCCCUCUCAUGCGUGCAGGGGAGAAUGUGACCGUCCGCUGUCAUUCACUGCUGUGGUUUGACAAGUUUAUCCUGCACCAAGAAAAUAGCACAGGGAAUUUCCAGAGACAUGGACAGAUGCUCACUGGUGGGCAUGCCCCAGCUGACUUCUCCAUUGGCCCCAAGACUUUGGCGAGUGCGGGCACCUACAGAUGCUAUGGCUCUUUCAGCCACUCCCCCUUCGUGUGGUCAGCUCCCAGCAACCCCGUGAACAUCAUCAUCUCAGGGCGGUCCAGGAAACCCUCACUCUCAGCCCAGGGGGGCCCUGUGGUGAGGUCAGAAGAGAACGUGACCUUGGUCUGCAGCUCGGAGAGCGCCUUUGACCAGUUCCAUCUGCUCAAGGAGGUGGAGGACCUUGGGCACCUGCUCUCUGUAGGGUGGGGCCCCCGUGGAGCACUCCAGGCAGAGUUCCCUCUGGGUCCUGGGACGCCAGCCCUCAGUGGGGUCUACAGGUGCUACGGCUCCUUCACGCGCUCUCCCUACUCGUGGUCAGACCCCAGUGACCCACUGUUCCUGUCUGUCACAGGAUCCACUACAAGUACUUACCUGUCACCCACGGUUUCACACACCACAGAAGAAACACCGCUUCCUCAAGAACACUGCAGCACAUGGUACAUUAUCCUUGGGCUUCUCAUAGCUUUCACCUCUACCAGCAUCAUCCUCACUGCUCUUGUCUGUCACUGGUGUUCUACCCCAAAUCAUGUUGCCAACAUGCAGGGAGAGCCCAUGGAAGACAGAACAGUGAACGGCGAGGACUCUGAAGCAGAAGAUGUGAUAUACGCUAAUUUGGACCUCGGGACCCUCUCCGAGAGACGGUCCACUCCUGCUCCCCUGAGGCCCAUGCCCCCCUCUGCUGAGACCAUUAUCUAUGAGGAAUUCAACAUAAACCAAGACCAUGCUGAGCCCAGACCUGACCCCAUCCUCUGA